AUGGCCUCCUUGUGUGAAUCUUCCCACUCGUUACCGCCUCCCGUUGAUCUCACCUACGGCCCUCCGCUUGACCAUAUCCACUUGUAUCACUUGUGGAAAACAGCUUCCCAUACUGGCAGACUGGGCAAGACUGGCAUAUCUCCUCGUGCUGAAAACCGCCUGUGGCGUUUAUUGAACGAAAAGCUUCUUUGCCAGCGCCACAGACUGGCUUCUUCUUCGAUGGCACUCCAAGAAGUGCCUUUACCGCCCAAGGCAGACAAACUGUCCCAAACACGAGCUGCCGAGGCUUCCAACCAACACCUAGACGCUUCUGAAGGUCUACCCUCGAGCCGCCCUUCGCUUUUCCUGAAGGAUCUGAAACCAUACGCCCUGGACUCUGGCGAUGAGACCUCUGACCUUUCUGAGGACGAUGAUGAUGAUGAUGAUGACCACGACUGGAAGUCUUAUAACGGCAACUUGAGCCCGCUGCAUAUCCCUCCAGAGACUAGUCGACGGCAACGUCUCCCCCAGCCCUCGGCAGGACCCUGUUGUUCUCGGUACUUGGAACUGACCCUGUCACAACUGGACCAACUGGCGACCCGCUCGCUUUCUCCACCCAAAGUCACUCCUCCUGAUCCAAAGAAGAAUAUCUUUUUUAUUGAAAAUACCCCUUCUCCUUCGGCUCGUUCGUCUAACGAUAGCAGAAACUCGGCUACUUUUCAGUCCGGUGGUACCGGGCACACCUCCGCUACAACCCAUGAAAUUUCUAAUUCCCUUCAGGCAACUACAUCUUCGCCUACGAAAGAGACUUCAUCUGCUGACGAAGCCAAGGCGGAGCUCGCUCCACCGCUUAACGCUCUUCACGCUCCUUUCAAACGUCAGGAUUCUCUCUUUAGCGCUCAACAUCUACGCAGAGCUACUCCUGACGAUGUGUCGAGUGUUUCAUCAUCUGAGCUUUCUGAGGACGAAGAGAGAGACGACCUUCAUGAACUUCGGAUUCGUCAGCCUUCUACUGUGUCGAAGCUGAGCAGAAGCAUGAAAUCAGAUAACGAGAGUGAAUGGGUGUCCAUAUCAUCUGAAGACGAGAAGAACGGCCAGGGCUCGCCUUCCAAACCACUUACCUUUGCCAAGGUCAUUCCUGUUCCUGUUCCCCUUCCUAAAGCUUCGACUACUGACGCUGCUGAUUUAUCAACUGAGACUGUCAAACCUUCGCCCCUCACAAAACCCAGAUCGCUUCUAUCGGGUCUCUUCCUUAAUUCCAUGGGCGAGCAGAAGGGUGGCUCUCCUACCGGCAACGAUCAUCUGCUUAUGGCUGCUCCAAAACCUGUCUUGAAGAGGUCGUCUACAACAGGUGUCAUAACUAUUGAUAAAGGGAACAACAAUAAUGCCCCUAGCACGAAGGAUAAAAAGCAGCUUCUCCGGCCAUCUAUCAUGUUUUCUAAAAGGUAUGCUUCCUUUUCAGACAUCUCCAAACUGUCACAGCGGUCACCGGUUCUUUUCGUAGAAGAAGAAGAAUCGGCCGGGGACUCGAAUGCUAAAGAUGAUUCGGGGCAUCUCUUCGCCAAACAAACAUCAAGCGUUGGCCUUCUGAACUUUAUGGUUAACGCUAACUCUACCACCAACCUCAACAGCAUUACGAUAGGCGAGGAUUCCAUGAACAAGGGAUCUUGUGAAAAUUGUGAGAACGCCAUCUCUUCCAGUUUGAGCAAAUACUCCAAUGUUCCACAGGGAGGAAGCUCGCUUAAGAACUUUCUUUCCAAGAGUUCCCUCAGUCUUACAUCGCUCUUUGGCCAGGGUAAGACUGAUCGCAAGUCGAGACCUAAUGGUCAACGUACCUUUUCCAACGAAAGUUUGAAAGCGUCCAAGGAUUCAGUCAGCGACAAGUCUGCUGUUUCUGGAGCUUCAGCACCGUUGGUCGAGGACUCGACCGAGAACCAGGAAUCUUCAGCCAUGUCUAGUUCUGUUGGGAACCACAGCAGGUCUGUCAAGACGUCGUCCAUACCGGCAAAGGGUUUUGAGCCGUCUGUCGAAGUGAGUGGCUCGCUUAAAGACUCGUUACUCAUAGACCACAGAUUGGGAAAAGUGCCACUCCCAGAACGAGUAAUCAGCGACGACGACUUAUUUGGUGGCCAAGAAAGAUUGGUGUUGGACGAAGAUAAUGAUGACUAUCACUCCAAAGGAUGGUAA
Candidozyma haemuli is the source of this 2166-nucleotide messenger RNA. RefSeq lists its product as uncharacterized. Lineage: Eukaryota; Fungi; Ascomycota; Pichiomycetes; Serinales; Metschnikowiaceae. The transcript has a single exon. The record is from RefSeq and is a predicted model, not a curated record. The coding region runs from base 1 to 2166 and encodes 721 amino acids.